Molecule: messenger RNA, 234 nt
Organism: Closterium sp. Naga37s-1
Lineage: Eukaryota; Viridiplantae; Streptophyta; Zygnematophyceae; Desmidiales; Closteriaceae
Source: the annotation of a GenBank genome assembly
AUGCCCCGCACGUGGCCGAGGGGUGUCGAGGCGAGAGAGGCCGAGUGCAAGGAGCACCUGCACGGCCGUAUCCAUAUCUUUCAAGCCAAGAACAGAGACACUAUCUUACCUGUUGUCCAGAAGCGUGCGGCUCGUGUGGAGCUGCGCACGUUGUUGCCGGUUCUCUCAUCUACUCCCAAGGAGGAGCAGUCGUUUCAUUCCGGAGCUCGACGAGAGCACGCAUUGUUCUGCUAG